CGGGUGAGGUUCUAGCGUAAAAGCCAAAUAAAAGUGAAAAAGACGUUAAGAUUUGGGCAGGCCGCCAACGAGGAAGCAAGUGCAAUCACCGGUUAAUUGUGUUUCUGAGUGAAAAUUGUAUUAGGCUGAUGAUCGUCGAAGGUUUCAAUUGUUGAAAUUUGUUCUCCGGUAUAUGGUGAAAUUUGUUCUCCGGUAUAUGCAAAUCUACAAGUGUGAAUCAGUAGAAUCAGAAGAAGUUUGUUUGAUUGACCUCUCCGUGGAAAGGAUUGAAAGCUGAACUUGAUCUGACAGCAGAAUUGAUAAGAAUUGUUCUUGGCAAGUGUGUUAUGUGAAUGUAAACCGUAGCAGAAUGCACCUCUCGAAUGGAACCGUAGUAUUCUACACGUUGAUGUAUUUCGCCAACCAUAAGGAUAAUGAAAUCCAGAUUAUGCCGAAUAGUACCCUUAGCGGGAGCCAUCAAACUGACCUACCGGACGAAGUUUGUUACGGCGUUUACGGGUGCUUCCACAUUACGUCACCCUGGACGGACGAGCGGCGUCCGAUUGCCCUGCUGCCGGAGAAGCCGGAUAAGAUCGGCGUUCGCUUCCCGGUGUUCAACAAGCAAACACGAACCAUCCCGAAAUUCAUCAACCUGGACGAACCGGAUGAUCUGAAAACGAUCGGAAUCAACCCAAGCGGUCGCAUUUACCUGGUGACGCAUGGCUUCCUGCAGUCGGGCAAGGCAAAAUGGAUCGAACAGAUGAUCAACGCGUUGCUGGAUCAGGACGAGGAGGGAACAGCGACGUGUAUCGUAAUCGACUGGGGUGGUGGUUCGAGUCCGCCCUACAACCAAGCUAGUGCCAAUAUUCGACUGGUAGGAGCGAUUGCAGCUCACGUGAUUCACAUGAUAUAUGAGGUCCUAUCGCUCAAGAAUUUAAAUAACAUUCACAUGAUCGGUCACUCGCUAGGGGCACAUCUCUCGGGCUACACUGGUUACUUUCUACAAAGAGAUUUUGACUUAAAGCUUGGACGUAUUACCGGUUUGGAUCCCGCGGAGCUGGCUUUCACCGAAACCGAUCCGAUCGUUCGGCUGGAUACCACCGACGCAAAAUACGUGGAUAUAAUUCACAGCGAUGCAACGCCUUUUGUGCCGAAAAUUGGUCUGGGAUUGUUUGAACCGAUUGGGCAUCUGGACUUCUACCCGAAUGGAGGUUUCAAUCAACCCGGUUGCGAGCAGACAUUCUGGAAGCGCAAGGAUGGUUCGUUUAUUUCUAGUAUGUAUCAGUUCUUCAGCUGUAGCCAUGUCCGGGCGGUAAGCUAUUUUAUCGAGAGUAUUCAGAGCAAGUGUCCCUUCACUGCUAUUGCCUGUGAGAGCUAUGAAAAAUUUCUGGCUGGCGAUUGCUUCGAGUGCGAUCGGGACGGCCACAUGUGCUUUACGUUUGGCUUCAAAAGCUACGGAAGUUACCGCAGAAUGGUGGAAUCCAAUCAAAUAAUUGGCAACCGAGAGAUUCAGGCAUAUUUGAUGACAAAACCGGCGGAGCCGUUCUGCAGGGUUCAUUACAAGGUUUUGAUAAAGGUGUCCGAUUCUGAGGCAAGUCUCCUGCACGGUGGUGAGGUUGGUCGCUUUCAUCUGAAUAUAUUCGGCAACAAAGGCGAACAUUCGGAAAAGAUGGCCUUUACCACCGAUUCAGAAUUGUAUGAACCGGGCAGAAACUACACUCGCGUGCUUGCCGGACGCGGUGUCGGAAAACCUCGCAAAAUAACUGUCAGUUGGGAGUACAACACCAGCUUUCUGAACCCGUUGACCUGGCGGAUUCUAAGUUCACCACGCGUUUACGUUGAGUACAUUGUGCUGCAGUCCCUUGAGCAUCGAAUGAAGAUCCGAUUCUGUUCGAACUACAACAUACCGGUAACGAGUAAUUCGGAUAGUGUGUUCACACAGGAAAAUUGUCGAUUUCAUCCGAAGCCUUUGGAAACCGUAUUAAACUGAAGUUCAGUUCCGAAUCCUUCCGCCAGCCAGUGUGUAUCAGUAACAGCCGUAUCAAUGCAAACUAUCUUAUUUAUACUAGAUUAUUUAAUGUUAGGAAAAAUAUAUU
Sabethes cyaneus is the source of this 2075-nucleotide messenger RNA. Its product is annotated as pancreatic lipase-related protein 2-like. Gene Ontology annotation, molecular function: triacylglycerol lipase activity; protein binding. Bases 350 to 1969 code for a protein of 539 amino acids. Lineage: Eukaryota; Metazoa; Arthropoda; Insecta; Diptera; Culicidae. Gene Ontology annotation, biological process: lipid metabolic process. The transcript is spliced from 4 exons. The record is from RefSeq and is a predicted model, not a curated record.